UAAAGCGGUGACACUUCUCGCGAUAUCUUAAGACAUCCGGCGCCGGAGAAGUAGGAGGAGCUCGCGAGAUCUCUGCAGUUGCCCAGGAGACGACGAGGAGGAGGAGAGGUGAUCUCGCGAAAGAAAAGAGGUCGGGAGCGCUCGCGAGAUCUCAGACCGCCGGACCCGAAAAGCUUUUUAGGAAGUUGAAGGGCCCAGAGGAGGCCCCGGGGCAAAUGGCCGGAGCUGGACCAACCAUGCUGCUACGAGAGGAGAAUGGCUGUUGCAGCCGGCGUCAGAGCAGCUCCAGCGCCGGGGACUCGGACGGGGAGCGCGAGGACUCGCCGGCCGCGCGGGCCCGGCAGCAGCUGGAGGCGCUGCUCAACAAGACUAUGCGCAUUCGCAUGACAGAUGGACGGACCCUGGUCGGCUGCUUCCUCUGCACCGACCGCGACUGCAAUGUCAUCCUGGGCUCGGCGCAGGAGUUCCUCAAGCCGUCGGAUUCCUUCUCGGCGGGGGAACCCCGUGUACUGGGCCUGGCCAUGGUACCCGGCCACCACAUCGUUUCUAUUGAGGUGCAGAGGGAGAGCCUGGCAGGGCCUCCCUAUCUCUGACCUCGAUCGCGCAUGCUUUGCAGACCAUUAAACCUGGAACGAAG
This is a messenger RNA of Neomonachus schauinslandi (Hawaiian monk seal), 637 nucleotides long. It is a transcript of the gene NAA38, whose product is annotated as N-alpha-acetyltransferase 38, NatC auxiliary subunit. Gene Ontology annotation, molecular function: RNA binding. NCBI's taxonomy places the organism in Eukaryota, Metazoa, Chordata, Mammalia, Carnivora, Phocidae. Gene Ontology annotation, cellular component: NatC complex. The transcript has 3 exons. The record is from RefSeq and is a predicted model, not a curated record. The coding region runs from base 216 to 593 and encodes 125 amino acids.